Molecule: messenger RNA, 4751 nt
Organism: Pomacea canaliculata
Lineage: Eukaryota; Metazoa; Mollusca; Gastropoda; Architaenioglossa; Ampullariidae
Product: growth hormone-regulated TBC protein 1-A-like
Exons: 10
Coding region: 1966-2982 (338 amino acids)
Source: RefSeq, a predicted model, not a curated record
UUAGGUACAAAUAAUCUGUUCUACACCACAGCAGACGAAACUGUCGCCUGACACUUUGAUCCCGCAGCGUGUUAACGAUAUAUUGUGAAUGUAUCAUUUUGAAACUUCCAUUUUCCCUCUCUUUAAAUACAUUUUUCGAAAUGCUUUAGAUUCUGACGAUACAAUAAAAUUGAAUUUGCAUUGUACAAGGUUGGGUUUGGGGAUUUAUACCUGAUCUGGUGUAUAUAACUCAUGUAGCUAUUUUUAGAUCUGACCUACCCUGUAAAGUAUUGCUACUAUCAUGGAAAGGAAGUGUUUUAACGUUUUUUUGUAAUAUGUGUAAACAAGGAUAAUGUGGAGAUAUUAAUCUAUCCUGAAACAAUCCAUGUAAAAAAUAUAUCUCUUGCAUUAUAGCCUUAUCACCCAAGUGGCCAUAAUUAUAUAUAUACUAGCAUCAUGAAAGCUAGUACAGUUGGGUCUGAAAUCAUCUGGUAUUAAGAGGUGGCCUUUGGCAGUCAAUCAGCCUUGCUAAUGCUUUUGUUUAAUGAUGAAAACAGUUUACCAAGAUAGCUCAGAUUUAACCAGAAACAAUACUACAAUAUUGUGAUAAUAAAAAUUGACAAUUGAACUCUUACAAAUAACAGACAAUUUUGGGCUAUGUCAGACAGAGCAUCAUUUAAAUUAAAGAUGAAUGAAAUAUGCAGGCAUUUGUUGCAGAAAGGGGAAUAGUGUCUGUUUCUUCACAUAACACUUUCACACUUGCACAUAAUCAAUCUCUGCCAUGUAUGUAACAUCCUUUUCCUUACAAAGACCAUUUCUGUAAUAACAGUUUUUGGAUUCAUAAAUUUUUACAAUUGUGUGAUUGUUAAACAAUUUUCUGAAUGCAGAAAUGUCACUUUGGUACACAUUUAAGAAGACAUAAGGAAUUUUUUUUAUGACUGCCUUGAUGCUUGUCACAGCAGUUGUUAGACUUGCCCUUCUUUAUCAUCCCCUUAUCAAUUCCUGUGUCAUAAGUGGUUGAAGCAAUAUAGGGCAUACAACCCUCCCUUUAUAAUAAUGCACAGUUUUCUAACCCAGACAUUACCAAACUAGCUAAACAUAAUCUAAUUUUUACUCAACAGAUUAACGAAAAUUAUAUACAAGCAUACAUUUACAUGGACACCACUAUCCCACCUCCAUUUUAACAAAUUUAUCCAUGUAUAUACAAAUUUCUUUCCUGUGUAUAUAUUUCCUAAGCAAAUCAAGAUGUGCGUGAACAUUUAAAACUACGUUUAUUUUAUUAGAAUUUAAACUUGUUUUUGAUCUUUUUUAACCAAGCGAUAAGCUCUUCCAAUUUCUUGUGGUUGAGCAAUAUGCUCAUGUAGUUAUCACAUGCAGUGCACCAUAUGGUACAGAGACUAGAACAUUCCAUGGAGUAUUUGAGCCAUCUGUCGGGAAUGUCCCUAUGAAUCAAGCUUCAAGCAGUCUGACUGCAUCUCAUAUGAGAAAGUCUUAAACUUGUGAGCCCAGUUUUAUCCAGUUACAUCCUCUUACUGUGUAUGUCUUAUGUAAAUUUUCUUAUCUACAACUCCAGCAACAUCUGCAGUUUAAACAUAUGCUGACUAUAUAAAGCCUUUAGUGCAAGCAAUGUGUAAUAGAUAAUUGCCAUUCCUUUCUGAUGACAGUCAAUUCAUAUUUGAAUGCAUCCUGAUUGGUGAAAGUCCAGGCUUGACGCUAUUGACGCAAGCAGUUCAACAACAAUUGAUUCAUUGUAUUUCAUGGCCUCUGUCAGCUGCAGCAGGGGGCUGGAAACAGAUGUUCACUACAUUUGAUUUCAUAGCCAGUAGAAAGCUCACCAUUGGGGUGCAGUUUGCCUACGCAGUACAGCUCAUCUUAUUGUGUGCAUAAAACUAUGCUGUAGCUUUACAUAUCUAGUGCAAACAUCUUCAGAAAAUAGACAGGACUUCUGGGUGCUGGUGUCAUAAAGUACUUGCUGCAAAAGGUUUUAUGGCAGACUUAAAUCAUUACCUGAUUGGCAAAAAGUUGGAUCCCUAUGGAUUUGAAAGAUCAGAAGAUUUUGACGAAAAGACAUAUGAGGAGUUUAUGUCUAGAUAUUUUUUGGUGCUAGCCAGAAGAGCUGCCAGAUGGCGCCCCUUGGUGGUUGGGAAGGAUACUGUUAUCAAGUCAUUGAAGUUGAAGAGAUUUUGUCGAAAAGGCAUUCCUAGUGAACAUCGACCGCUGGUAUGGAUGGAAGUAAGUGGAGCUGCUGAACGCAUGCGAGAUGAGCCUGGCCUUUAUAAACAGCUGAGGAGUCAGUAUCUGGACAGUUCCAUCACCGAAAGCAUUAUGCUUGACAUCAACAGAACAUUCCCUGAAAACAUCUACUUUGCAAAUGAAAGAGAUCCAGCUGGACUGCAGAGGCCUUUAAAGCAUGUCUUAAUGGCCUUUGCCCUCAACAACCCACAUGUUGGCUACUGUCAGGGUCUGAACUUUGUGGCUGGUCUUAUCUUGCUGAUCCUGCGCAAUGAGGAGAAGGCAUUUUGGCUGCUGGACACACUUGCUCGUCAUAUUCUGCCUGAUUACUACACUACAGACAUGAUUGCUAUCAAGGCCGAGCAGGAGUUGUGUGGAGAACUCAUUAAAUGGAAACUACCAGAUCUAUAUGAACACUUCAACAAGGCUGGUGUCUCCUGGGCCCUUAUUGCCAUGAAGUGGUUUAUCUGUUUAUAUGCUGAUGUUCUGCCUGUUGAGACAGUUCUGAGAAUCUGGGACUGCCUUUUCUAUGAAGGAUGGAAGAUCUUGCUAAGAGUUGCAUUGGUACUUUUUGUAAAAAAUAAAGCAAAGCUAAUGGCAGCAUCAGAUUUCUCCAGCAUAAUAGAUGUCGUUAAAGGCAUGGUGAAUGAUCCUGUUGUGGUGAACUGUCACACAUUCAUGCAGAGCAUUUUCAAGGACACAGGUUCCAUGCCAAGAGCAAAGCUGCAUAAACUACGUGAAGAGUGCAUAAGGCACGUUUUAGCAUCAUGACAAGAGGAUAAAACAUGAUAGAUUGCCUCAGCAGUGGCGAACUUGAUUGUGUUUGGUGUUUAAAUCUUACAGCAGGCAGAGGCUUUUUGUCUUCUUUGUGCCCAGCAUUUUGUCUUUGACCAAGUUACCAUGCAGUCCUUGAGAGGGAGCACCUCCAUGUCUCCAGCCUCUGUGAUAAAUAGGGUUGCAAAACAAAACAUAGGAGACAGCCAAGGAGGAGACAUUAAUCAUUUCAUGCAGUUUAAUCCCUGAGAAUUGUAUAUGAUUAGUUUUGAGAUACUGAUUUUUAAAACUUUGCAACAUUCUGCAGCAAGGAUACAAUUUUUUUCUAGAAAACAUUCCUGAUAUUCAUGAGAUAUGUUAAGAAACUGUAUGAAGAGUAAUAAUAGUCUGCUGCCAGAACACAUUCCUGACUUGUUCUUAAACAUGUCGAUACAUAACACUUUAUGAACAUGUAUGUUAUAGCAUUUAGUUUUGGCUGUCCCAAAUCUUUAACAGAUCUUGCACACAAGCCAACUUAGAACCACAGUUGUUUUUUUAAGGUUUUGUUAUAGUUUCCCUUUAUACUUUGCAUUAGCAGCAGCAUUAUGUUUGGAGCAUCCUUUUAGUAACAUUUAGUUUUCAGUGACAUUGUUGCAAGCCUGAAAGGAAAAUAUUGACUUUUAUUUUUCAUAGUUUGAAAUCUUUAUUUGCUUUAAAAUGCUUCCUUUUUAUGCAUGAUUCAUUUGUCAUUAUGUUUUACAGAACAUAUCAGAAAAAUGUGAAGGGAAGAUCAUUCAUAUACACAUCAUGUAUUUAUUUAUGAAUUUCACGCGUGAAGUUUUUUUGAACAUUUUUAUUUUACUGUAUUACAAUGUCACUGAACAGUAGUGGAGAAAAGAGUAGCAAGGUUGUUCUGCACAUCUCAAUUUUAUGCAUGCUAAUCCAGAUGGCGCCACAUUUGCCUGGGACUCCUGGCACUUCCUUGUUACAUGCAUAGGUUGGAGCAAAGUGUUGAACAUGCUGGGUCUAGCCAUCAUCUAGCUCUCAGCCUGUCCAUGCAGUAGAUGUUUGCACUACACAGCCAUUACCACAGGUGCAUUAGGCUACACACACAUGUACCCAGUUCUUUUAAAGUGUGCACGUGCAGAGAAUUUUAUUACAGCUAGUCACUGUACAGUGCCUUGCAGACAGUAUUUCUGAUUGUGAUAGCCCAGUCAUGGCCAUGGGUUUUCUUUGUGAUAAACCUAAAUCACUAGUGCAGCUGUAUGCAUCAGAUGUCAUGAUUGACUCCCAGAAUACCACAGCCACCGUUUAUGUCUCUGGCCAGUUUAUGUGAUAUAACAUCACCAGGGUGUCUCUUCCUCUGACUAGCUUUGUCAGGCUGUGAUUACAAUUACAUGUACUAAGGUUUAUUUGCUCCAUAAUCAUUAGAAGCUGUUAGUGUGGCCCACGCUCUAUCCUAGUCAAAAGCCCAGCUUCACUACUGCAGCUUGCCACUUGACCUGUUUGGUGAUGUCCUGAGUAUUGGGUUUUAGUUUAUUUGGCAUGAUGUUCUAGUUUAGUGGAGCUGGUUUCCAAAUGGUCAUUUGGGCAAAAAUUUUAUUUUUAAUCCCCCUUAGAAUAUCUUAAAGUAUCAGAUCUUCUUUAACAUCACUUUGUGAAAGCUUUUUUCAAUUUGACUGUUCAAUUUUGCUAUUUAUUACAUCAUCAAACUUAGGUUUUGUAUAUUGAUUGUUGUCAUUCAAUUUCAUUAACAAGCCUACUUUUGUGAUUUCUGGAGUUUUUUU